AUGAAGCCGGAAGUCUACUUUUUCCGUGGUUUGCGGAAGAUUAAACCAUAUCACCAUUCCAGAACAUCUUUUGCCAAAGGUCGUUGGCUUAACAGAACGCUUUUAGAGGUACUAGUCGACGAAUUUAGAGCUCACUCUAGAGAAGAGUACGUCGAGAAAAUCCGAAAUCUUGAGUAUCGAGUUAUAAGAGAUGGGACUAGUUUAUCGAGCGACGAAACGCUGACAUGUAAGAUUGAAAAUAAAGACAUUAUUCAAACGAGCUGUCACAAACACGAACCUCCUGUGCGUCAAUGGUGCACUUCAGGAGAAAAUAGUGGUCCUAAGAAAAUUGCAGGCAUUGACAUUGUUUUCGAGAGUGAGGAUUUUCUUGUCAUCGACAAACCAAGCGGGAUUCCCAUCCACCCUACAGGCAAUUAUUACCAAAAUACACUUAGUGAAAUUCUUCAGAAUAAAGGUGUGAAAGCUUUCCCCUGUCAUCGUCUGGACAGAGUCACUUCUGGCGUUUUGAUAUUUGCGAAAAAUGGGCACACCGCGCAGAAAAUUCAAGCUAGAAUCCGGUCUCGAGAAAUGAGUAAAAUUUACCUUGCUCGCGUCAAGGGCAGAUUGCCCUUUGCCGAGACUGACCCCGUGGAUCUCAGCUCCUUGUUUACCGAUCCAGCAAAAAUUACAUGUGCAAGCUCUCCCAUUUACACAGUCGAGCCUAAAAAAGGAUUCCAGGCUGCCUUCUCCCCAGUAAGGGAUGCCAAGACCGAUUUUUAUCCGAUAAGGUUUUAUCCGGAUUCAUGCGAAACUUUGGUAGCAUGUCGACCAGUGACGGGGAGAACGCAUCAGAUCAGAAUUCAUCUUGCUAGAUUAGGCCAUCCAAUCAAUAACGAUCCGUUCUACAACCUGGAAAUGACAAGUUAUCCACAGCGCGUCAAGUUUAUGAUCAACGUCGAAGAUUGGCAGGAUGGCCAAUAUUUAGAAUCUCCAUUAGGAGAUAUAUUUGAACAAUUUUUAGAGGAAAACAAAGCAGCGCAAAACAGGAAGCAUACACAAACAAACCCGCAAGUUUGCGACGAGUGCGGUUGGGUUAACAUUCCAGAUCCUGAUCCCAAAGAUUUGAUGUUGUUUUUACAUGCGUGGAAAUAUGCUGAUAGAUCUAAUGAUAUAUGUUUUGAGACCAAACUUCCGUCUUGGGCUACUUGA
Lachancea mirantina is the source of this 1188-nucleotide messenger RNA. Lineage: Eukaryota; Fungi; Ascomycota; Saccharomycetes; Saccharomycetales; Saccharomycetaceae. The record is from the annotation of a GenBank genome assembly.